Triticum turgidum subsp. durum (durum wheat) is the source of this 423-nucleotide messenger RNA. The record is from the annotation of a GenBank genome assembly. Lineage: Eukaryota; Viridiplantae; Streptophyta; Magnoliopsida; Poales; Poaceae.
AUGAUGACCCUUUCCUCCCCACUUGUUGACCACAAGCCAUCAAUAAAAUUGAGCAGCCCAGACAAUGUGACCUGUGUGUGCAGGCAGCCACAAAAUUGUCAUCAGCAUAGAAUUGGACUUGGCAUGCUCCUUGUCAUCUUCCUCGCGCUGCUUCAGUUCGAUGGUGCAGUCGAUGUCCUCGACCACGAGAAUGGACCGGUUGGUCAUCCCGACGAGAAGCCUCCUGAGGUCGGAGUUGGAGUCGACCCCGGUGAGCUCGAGGUCGUAAAUGUUGAACCUGAGGUGGUUGGCGAUGGCGGCGAUGAGGCUGGACUUGCCGGUGCCCGGCGGGCCGUACAGCAGGUACCCGCGCUUCCACGCCUUGCCAAUCCUCCUGUAGUAGUCCUUCCUCUUGAUGAACCGGUCGAGGUCGUCCACAAUUGA